AUGGGAAGCUUCGAUCAAAGCAAGGCGUACGCAGCACAGGAGACGGAAGGCCAGUUUUUCGACGAUGGCCGUGAGGUAGAGCUUCUCCACUUUGUCUACGGACACAAGAACAUCGAGAAAAUACGCGGGUCGCCGCAGAAUGUCCUGGCUGCUAUUGACGAGUAUGGAAGGACAAAGAAGUAUCUCAUGAACGUUGGAGAGGACAAGGGGCGCAUAGUCACAGAUCUGAUCGCAGAAGUGAAGCCGAAAACAAUGACAGACCAGGUCGAGCUCGGCGGCUACGUAGGCUACUCAUGCAUCCUCUUUGGAGAAGCCGUACGAAAAGCAGGCGGGCAGCGAUACUUCAGCUUAGAGCGCGAUCCCGCCUUCGCCGCAGUGAUCAUGUCCCUAGUCGACCUAGCCGGCCUUUCAGACACCGUCAAAGUGAUCGUAGGCUCCAGCGACGAGUCAAUCGCACGCUUAACCUCCUCUGGCCAGAUCAAACACAUCGACUUGAUGUUCCUAGACCACUACAAGCCGGCCUACACCACGGACCUGAAACUCUGCGAAGAGCUGGGCUUGAUUACGAAGGGCUCGGUGCUCGCGGCUGACAAUGUCAUCAAGCCUGGAAACCCGCCGUAUCUGGAGUAUGUACGGUCGAGUGUUGAGGAGAAGGUGAAGAAGGCGAAGCUGGGUGGGGAUAGUCAUACCAAUGGCAUUGCAGAGACAAAUGUCAAGAUGUAUGAGUCGCGGUAUGGAAAGGCGAAUUUCAGCAACAGUAAGGGGAACCCGAACCUGGUGUAUGAGAGCAAGUUGAACAAUAGCUAUGAGCCGACGGGCGAACCUGACGGUAUCGAAAUCACCAGAUGCGUUGGUUAG
Molecule: messenger RNA, 858 nt
Organism: Parastagonospora nodorum SN15
Lineage: Eukaryota; Fungi; Ascomycota; Dothideomycetes; Pleosporales; Phaeosphaeriaceae
Exons: 3
Coding region: 1-858 (285 amino acids)
Molecular function (GO): O-methyltransferase activity
Source: RefSeq, a predicted model, not a curated record